AUGAUUGGUGGAGUAUUUUUAUAUAAUGACAAAGGUGAAUGUCUUAUCCUUCGUUUAUAUCGUGAUGGAUUUGGUCGUUCAGCAGCGGAUGCAUUUCGUGUGAAUGUAAUUCAUGCUCGACAACGUGUUCGAUUUCCUGUUGUGUGUAUUGCACGUAUAAAUUAUUUUUAUAUUAAACGUGGAAAUAUUUGGUUAUGUGCAACGAGUAAACAUAAUAUCAAUUCGGCUAUGAUAUUUGAAUUUUUAAAUAAGUUUGUGCGUAUCAUAGAAUCAUAUAUGGGCGCAAUGACAGAAGAAAAUAUAAGACUAAAUCAUAUUGUGAUCUAUGAAUUAUUAGAUGAAAUAUUUGAUUAUGGUUAUUUACAAACAACGGAUGCAGCACAUUUAAAAUCUUAUAUAAGUCAAUCUGGUGGAGGUUUAAAGUCGAAUAUAUUAUCACCAGAACAACAAAAAACUCUAACAUCAACCGUAACUGGUCAGAUUGGAUGGAGACGUGAUGGUAUUUAUUAUCCGAAAAAUGAGCUUUUUCUCGAUAUUAUAGAAACAGUUAAUCUACUCAUGUCUCAACAGGGUCAAGUAUUAAGUUCAGAUGUUGUUGGUAAAGUAAUGAUGAAAUCUUCAUUGUGUGGUAUGCCUGAGUGUAAAUUGGGGAUUAAUGAUAGACUAAUGAUCAGUGGUAAACAGCGAAAAGAAGAAUUAUUUACUGGUAUAUCAGGUAAUGCUACGGUGGCUAUUGACGAUUGUCAAUUUCAUCAAUGUGUUAAAUUAUCCAAAUAUGAAACGGAACACUCAAUUAGCUUCGUACCACCCGAUGGUGAAUUUGAAUUAAUGAAAUAUCGCACAACAAAUGAUAUCCAAUUACCAUUUCGAGUGAUUCCAUUAGGUAAGAGAAUAACAGAAAGAGUUUUAAGUGAACGAAGAGAAUGUUUUGAAGUAGGUAAAUGA
Messenger RNA from Didymodactylos carnosus, 945 nucleotides. NCBI's taxonomy places the organism in Eukaryota, Metazoa, Rotifera, Eurotatoria, Philodinida, Philodinidae. The record is from the annotation of a GenBank genome assembly.